UGCCAUCAGCAGUCGGCCAGUUUCGCUGGCAGAAGAGGCCGCAGCUCCUUCCUGUCGGCCCCCUGGGCAGAAGCAUGCAGUGGUGUCUCCUACUGCUCUGGGCCCAGGGGCUGAGGCAGGCUCGCCUCCCUGCCUCAGGAGCUGUGACAGGCAGAAUAGUAACAACGGGGAACAUUUCUGCAGAGGAAGGUGGCUCUGUCACCUUACAAUGUCACCUCUCCUCCACUACUGCCAAAGUGACCCAGGUCAACUGGAAACAGCAGGACCACGUUCUGGCCAUUCAUCAUGCCAGCCUGGGGUGGUACAUCGACCCAGCCUUCACGGAGCGAAUGGUCCCAGGCCCCAACCUGGGCCUCACCCUCCAGUCCCUGACCAGGAACGACACAGGAGAGUACAUCUGCAUCUAUCACACCUACCCUGAUGGCAUUUACAAAGGGACAGUCUUUCUGGAAGUCCUACAAAGCUCAGUGGCUGAGCACAGCGCUGGGUUCCAGAUCCCAUUGCUUGGAGCCAUGGCCACAGUGCUGGCAGUCAUCGGCACAGCAGUCAUUGUGGUGCUCACACUGGCCAGAAAGAAAUCUCUCAGAAUCCGUUCUGCGGAAGGUGGCCUCGGGAGGAGGCUGUCUGAACAGGAGGAGUGGAGGCCCGGCGUCCUGUCCUCCCCGGGCAGCUGUGUGCGAGCGGACGCCGGCGUCUGCAGGGAGCAGCCGGGAGAGGACCGCGCAGAGCCCGAGCCGCACGACUACUUCAACGUCUUGAGUUACAGAAGCCUCGCGAGCUUCAGCUUCCCCGCCGAGGAGGGCUAGCUCCCGGGGGCAUCCUCUGGGAGACACAGUCCUGCCUGUGCUAUCACAGAUGGACGUAUUGGCGUCUGCCCGUCACGGGUGUGUGUGUGUGUGUGUGUGUGUGUGUGUAUGCGUGUGUAUGCAUGUGGACGUCUGCACACGCGUGUGUGUGGGUGUGUUCGGUUGAGUGAAUGUAUGUCAUCCUCCUCCGUGUCUGCCUUCCCUUUACCCUUCCCUUCUGUUCCAUCUUGGCAGAUCCCGGGGAGGAGCCUGUAUCUUGAUUACCAAUGCAAAGUUAGAAAACCAAACAAACACUUGACCUGGUUUCGAAUCUGACAGUUGGAACAGAUCCUGUGGCUGAGAUCUGCAUUCCCCCUAAGAGCAUUGGGCAGGGUUCAGGGCUACAGGAUUCUGUGGUGGAUUUCGGGGAUGGGGUGACUGCAGAGGCACCUCGUCUCAUUUGCCACUGUCGUCUGCGUCAACGUUCACACACCCAAGGCGUUUUAGGACUAAGGCAUGCUACCAGCUUGUAUGCGGAGAUUGGAGGAUGACUAAACCAUUGACUCGGGUCCCAGCCCUUUGAGAACUUACAGUUCAGUGGGGAGACAACAUUUACAUUAAAAAGUAGUGAGGAGGUAAGGGUCCAAGACACAGGCCUUUGGGAAGACAUGUCAGGUGAGGGUGAGAUGGUCAGGAUGAGCUCAUCUGUGGGGAAGUGGCCUGAGAGGAUGUAGGGAACAGUGCGGCUGGGCUGGGAGAGCAGGAUUUUUGUCCAGAGAAUUCAUAGAUUCUAAAGUUGGGAGCUGAAAGUCCCACAUGGAAGACCCUGGCAUCAAGGGAGCCAGCAAGACUUCAGAUUCUGUUCUCUGGGCAGACUUUCAAAUCUCCUUUUGCUUGAUGUACGCAGAAGCUAGUGAUGACCUGAUAUAGAGGAUUGUAGGCUCUUCCAGUCACGUGCGUUGGGGAAGCCCACAGAAAUGGUGUGUGUCUACUGCAGGAGCUGUAGUUCAGCCCUUGGGCCGAGAUCCACCUCUUCUCUAUCAAUCUGCCAUUGAGCCUUUGAAGAAAGAAUCUGUUUCCCACCGAAAGGAAAAUCUGGAUUUUAAAAUAGGGACUCUUCACAGGAAAACGAAGGAGGGUGAUGGAAGUUUUAAAAAAUGAGCACCUCAAACUAGCUGCCUGGAACCCUUAAAUUCACACCCUGAGCUCUUUGUGCUGGGGUUAGAGUGGCAUCUGAGCUGCUCAUUUCUGUUUAGCGGGCAUUCAGGCUUUAUGCUCCCACCACCUCUCUUAGAAGAAUGAGGGAGGUUGGGUUUAUAGGAGACUGAUUUUCUUUCAUGGGCACAGGAACUGAGAGAAAAUGUGAAGCAAGACUGUCCUUUACCAAUGGUUAAAAUGGAACAUUGCCCUGCUUCCUGAGAGUUAGGCUGAUUAGUGAGGAGACAAUUCAACUGCUACUCCUCCUUGCAUUUUGAUUUUGAUUUUUCUCAGUUCUCUACCAACAAGUAUGUAGUCAGGAGCCAUGAGCUGAAAUCUGUCCAGAGUGCCAAGUCCUUUGGAAGAAAGAUAGAUACCUGUAAAAAUGCUGUUAUUUGCCAUGGCAGUUCACAGCAUUUUUAUUGCAAAACUAGUGCAGAUUGGUUGGGAGUAGAAGACAAUUCACAGUUCACAAAUGAGCUAACAUAUCAUGACAAAAAGGGAGUGGUGGUUUGAUUUGGAAAAGGACAUUGGGCUGAGGCUGGACUGACAGUUGGGUGUUAUUUAACCUGAUUAUGGUAACAGGGAAACAUUUACAGAUGCCGUUUGGAUGGUGCUAAAAAUACAAAGGAGCCCAUAGAUGUUGUAAAUGGGACAGGUUACUAAAAUGAGAUUGAAUUAGACGGAAAAUAAAUUUGAAAGUGAAAUUCAUUGAACCAGAUUUUCCUUGGAGACCUGAGAAGACAACCCCCUAAAAGCCAGUUUCCUGGAGACAUGCCUGUCCAGUACGGCAGACACUUUCCACAUGUGGCUCUCACGUGGGAUGUGGUUAGUCCUAUUGAGAUGAGCUGUGCUAGAAGUAGAAAAUACAUGCCAGAUUUUGAAGACUUAGUGUGAAUAAUAAGAAUGUAAACUGUCACAUGAGUAAUUGAAAAAAUAUUGAUUACAUGUUGAAAUUAUAUUUUGUAUAU
This is a messenger RNA of Orcinus orca (killer whale), 2953 nucleotides long. It is a transcript of the gene TIGIT, whose product is annotated as T cell immunoreceptor with Ig and ITIM domains. The transcript is spliced from 4 exons. Gene Ontology annotation, cellular component: cell surface. NCBI's taxonomy places the organism in Eukaryota, Metazoa, Chordata, Mammalia, Artiodactyla, Delphinidae. Gene Ontology annotation, biological process: negative regulation of interleukin-12 production; positive regulation of interleukin-10 production; negative regulation of T cell activation. The record is from RefSeq and is a predicted model, not a curated record. The coding region runs from base 75 to 806 and encodes 243 amino acids. Gene Ontology annotation, molecular function: signaling receptor binding.